Messenger RNA from Volvox carteri f. nagariensis, 1287 nucleotides. RefSeq lists its product as uncharacterized. Gene Ontology annotation, molecular function: glycerol-3-phosphate dehydrogenase [NAD(P)+] activity; NAD binding; protein homodimerization activity. Gene Ontology annotation, biological process: glycerol-3-phosphate catabolic process; carbohydrate metabolic process. The transcript is spliced from 11 exons. Lineage: Eukaryota; Viridiplantae; Chlorophyta; Chlorophyceae; Chlamydomonadales; Volvocaceae. Bases 1 to 1287 code for a protein of 428 amino acids. Gene Ontology annotation, cellular component: cytosol; glycerol-3-phosphate dehydrogenase (FAD) complex. The record is from RefSeq and is a predicted model, not a curated record.
AUGUGUAAUUCCCUCGCCUUUCCCUCCCCCCUUUGCUUCCCUCCACCUUCCUGCGACGGCUCGGUUCUGCGCGCAACGCAUUCUCCUUUAUAUUUACUCGUCAUUCCCUUUACUCACGGUAGUGUGUACGCUGUGUACGGACUGUACGGCAGGUAUGUGUACGACUACAGUACCCUGGUGGAGGCGCUGGCACGCUACCGUGUAGCCAUGAUUGGCAGCGGCGCCUGGGCUUGCGCUGCCGUACGAAUGAUGGCACAAAACACGUUGGCGCACGACCCUGCCGACAACUUUACGGAUGAGAUUAAGAUGUGGGUGUACGAGGAGGAGUACGAGGGCCGCAAGCUGACGGAGGUCAUCAACGAAACACACGAGAACCCCAAGUACUUCCCCGGGUUCGAUUUGGGUUCCAAUGUACGGGCCGUACCCUCCAUUGACGAGGCGGUGGCGGAUGCUGACCUCAUCGUGUUUUGCGCCCCCCACCAGUUCAUGCACAGCAUCUGCAAGCAACUCAUCGGCAAGGUCAAACCGGGCGCCUCAGCCAUCAGCCUGACUAAGGGCAUGCGAGUACGGCCGGAGGGGCCCCAGCUCAUUAGUCAGAUGGUUCGUCGUAAUCUGGGGAUUGACUGUGCCGUACUGAUGGGCGCCAACAUCGCCACGGACAUUGGUCGGGAGCAGCUGUCUGAGGCGGUGAUUGGGUACGACAACCUCGACUCGGCGGAGCGCUUCAAGAAGCUGUUCGAGCGGCCGUACUUCCGCGUCAGUCUCCUCCCGGAUCCGGUGGGCGCUGAGAUGUGCGGCACUCUGAAGAACAUCGUGGCCCUGGGUGCGGGAGUGGUGGACGGCCUGGGGCUGGGACCCAACUCCAAGGCCACCAUCAUAAGACAGGGUCUUGUGGAGAUGCGCGCCUUCUCCAAGGCUCUUUACCCCAGUGUUCGCGAUGACACCUUCCUGGACUGUUGCGGAGUGGGGGACCUCGUGGCGACAUGCUACGGGGGCCGCAACCGGCUUGUGGCGGAGGCGUGGACGCGGGCGCAGAUGUCUGGCACGCCGCGCACGUUUGAGGAGCUGGAGGCGGAGCUGCUGCGGGGCCAGAAGCUGCAGGGGGUGCUGACGAGCAACGAGGUGCAGGAGAUACUUCGAGCCCGAUGCUGGGAGAGCAACUACCCCCUGUUCACAACCAUCAACCGAAUUAUCAACGGUCACCUGCCACCCAAGUUCGUUGUCGACUACGUGGUGAGCGAGCUGAUGAGAGGUUCACAGAUGGGGGAUGGAACCCAACAAAACUGA